Messenger RNA from Aedes albopictus (Asian tiger mosquito), 2675 nucleotides. RefSeq names its product sialin. Gene Ontology annotation, cellular component: membrane. Bases 736 to 2223 code for a protein of 495 amino acids. The record is from RefSeq and is a predicted model, not a curated record. Gene Ontology annotation, biological process: transmembrane transport; monoatomic anion transport. Gene Ontology annotation, molecular function: transmembrane transporter activity. Lineage: Eukaryota; Metazoa; Arthropoda; Insecta; Diptera; Culicidae. The transcript is spliced from 7 exons.
CUGGCGUAUCAGUUCGCAACGGUCGGUCAACGCGUGAUCUUCAAUUCGAAUUUGGCAAUCAGUGUGACACGGGACUUCUUUUUAUUUGAAAGUUGUGUUUUGGGAUAAAAGUUGAUGAUUGUGAAGCGCAGCGUGAUUUUUUGUUUUUGAGUGAUUCAUGAUUGGUACCACCGCCACCACCACAGCGCUCCCAUCACGCCACAACUAAUCAUCGCAUUUCGGUGUGCGCUGAUAUCGAUCACCGUCCGUGGCCGACCGGUAUUUAUCACAAAUUGCUACCACCAUCGAUCGGUAGUCAGUGUACGGAAGUGUGUCGCAGUCGUAGCCGUUGUCAUCGUCGUCGUCGGCGUUAUCGUGAAGAAGAGCAACUAUGAAUUUUAAAUUUACUGCAAUCCGCCGGUUUGUGUGAACAGUCAGUGGGUAGUGAACCGCCGGGUAGGAUUGGCAGAGCUCUACGAGUGCAGAAGUGCGUGUGCGCAACCGUGUGAUUUGCUAAAGUGGAGGCGUUCUGUGCUCAUCGUCUCGCCAUAAACUGUGAGGCGUUCUGAUCGUGCACCCCAAAGUGUGCGGAAAGUGAAAAGACCGCAACGAAGGUUAAGAACGAAACCGUUUCGUUGAGUUGUUGAUAAGCUUCACAGGAUUGUGCACAGAUAGACGGUUGCGGCUCAGGGACAACGAACUUGUGUGCGCUCGCAACUCGGUGACGCAUUAGCCAAUUUCCGGAUCGUCGGCAGGAUGGUUCUAAAUCCGUUGAAGCAGAUGAUUAAAGCGGCGGAUCACAUCCCCACCCGCUUAAACAUCGGCAUAAUGUUGUUCCUUUCCUGUUUUGUGAGCUACAUGUUGCGAGUCAACAUGUCGGUAAAUCUCCUAGCGAUGGUCCAGCCAGUCCAGAAAAUGAAUCAACACGCGUUAACACUCCUGUCCAGCAACGGCACAAACGCGAAUGACACCUCGAUUUCCGUUCCAAUGCCAACAGCAUCUACCGUUCACAACUACGGACCCCGCUACAACUGGUCCUCGCACGACCAAAGUGUGAUCUUGGGUGCCUACUUUUACGGUUAUCUGGUGACAUCUCUACCGGCCGGAGUCCUUGCCGAGCGGUUCGGACCACGAAAUUUGGUGGGCUCUUCGCUGGCAGUCAGUGCACUGCUGACGGCGCUCACUCCUCUGGCCGCUACCUAUGGAAUGUGGACCGUGGUGGUCAACCGGGCGGCGCUGGGAAUCUGCGGGGGCGUCCUCUACCCGGCACUGCACAACCUCGUCUCACGCUGGGCUCCCCCAGAUGAGAAGGGGAAAUUCGUUUCCGCUCUGAUGGGCGGUACCUUCGGAACCGUGGUAACGUGGCCCCUGGUUGGAGUCCUCAUCGAAACGUUCGGAUGGUCCUUCGCCUUCUACGUUCCGGCUGUGAUAACUGCUAUUGUUGUGACAUUUUGGCUGAUAAUCGUUGCGGAUUCCCCGGCCAAACAUCCACGUAUCCAGAAGGAAGAGCAGGACUAUAUCAUCAAGUCUCUGGGUGAUACCAUUUCCAAGCAGAACUUGCUGCCGCCGGUGUUGAAGAUGGUGACUUCGUUGCCGUUCCUUGCGCUUUUGGUGCUGCAUUUUGGUAACCUGUGGGGAUUGUACUUCCUGUUGACGGCAGCGCCCAAGUUCAUGAGUGAGGUCCUUGGCUUCAAAUUAGCUAAGGCUGGAUUCCUCGCAGCUCUUCCGUAUUUGGCACGAGCCCUAGCUGCAUUUGGAUUUGGAAGCAUCGGUGACUAUUUGAGAAAGAAAUCGGUCUUCAGUGUUACCACCAUCCGCAAAUCAUUCUGCUUAUUCUCUCACAUAAUCCCCGGACUGUUCCUCGUGGGGCUCAUCUACGCCGGGUUCGAUCCGUACGUUUGCGUGGCCAUCAUAACCCUCUCGCUGGGUUUCAACGGCGCCUCCACCAUGACCAAUCUGCAGAACUCCCAGGACCUGGCGCCGAACUUCGCCGGCACACUGUAUGGAAUCAUCAAUUUUGUCGGAACGACAAGCGGCUUCAUCUCGCCCAUGCUGGUGGCACACUUCACUGCCCAGCGGAGCACCAUGGACGAGUGGCAGUACGUGUUUGCGAUCGGAGCCGCUGCCUACAUCAUUCCGGCCGUGGUCUUUGUCCUGUUUGGAUCCGCGGUCGUACAGAAGUGGAACGAGCCCGGGCAGAGCGAGUCGAAGCAAACGACCAAGCAAAUGCAAGAAACGUAUUGAGCCAGCAGGGGCAGGCACCUCCUCGUCUCGUUACCUGCCUCAGUGUGAUCCAGUAGCCAAUUGAAAGCCGGUUGGAGCUUUUCCAGCCGAGGGCUUUUCUCAUAUUUUCAUUUGUAAAUAUAGCUGAGUAAUGUAUGUAUUAGGAAACACACAUCUCAACGAAUCUCAUCUGUAAUGAUAGUCAACUUAGCGAUUAAGUCAGCCAACGAGUAUUAUUAGCGAAGCUAUAAAUAUCCACAAAUUGGUAUAUAAUUUUUCUAUAUACAAACGAACCGACACCUAAAUUAUGCAAUUCAGUGAAGCAACAAGUGCAGUGAUAGUGGUUCGUUUCUUUUAUGUAAUGAUGUUAACCGAGCAGGCUUUUAUGCUCAACCGAUGCGAAUCCCUGACCCAUUGAGGCAGUGCAAAUAAAAAUAAAUAUGUCAUUCAAAGACAGAUUUCACACAAACCUA